Molecule: messenger RNA, 1608 nt
Organism: Cladophialophora psammophila CBS 110553
Lineage: Eukaryota; Fungi; Ascomycota; Eurotiomycetes; Chaetothyriales; Herpotrichiellaceae
Exons: 1
Coding region: 1-1608 (535 amino acids)
Source: RefSeq, a predicted model, not a curated record
AUGGUUUGGACCAAGUAUCUCCUGACUCUGGUCCUGGCCGCCUCAGUCUCGCGGUUGGGAAUAUCGAGAGCUGUUCACGCAAGCACUCCGUCUUGUGCGGAUGAGUUCUGCAGCAAUGGCGCAUCACACGAUCUUCCUUCAGAUCUUCUUCCUCGGCUUGACAGGUUCCAAGACCAUGAUCUCAGUGGCAUCACAACUCACUGGUCUCGACGAGAGCACCAGUCGCUCCCAAGAGUUGCGGCUCUUGCUCUCCCCAAAGAGCCCGAGCCGGUAGCGCCCAAGCCAGUUUCGCCAGCGACUGGACCAAGCCACCUGGACGGUCCAUCCACAGAACCCGCAAGUAAUCCUGCCGCAGGACUUGACCCGACUAAGCCCAAAGUCUCCGAAGAACCAAGCGCGAGCCCGACUUCAGUGCCAAGCCAAACCCCAAGUCCGUCCAUUGAACCUGAUCCCAACCAUAGUGUUCUACAGCCAGUAUCUGCUGAUGAUCCUUUUACUCCUGUGCCGCAGCCCACGACGGUGUCGGAUGCCGCUGGAUGUGGCCUGAAGCGCUCAGACGGGCCUUGCCCAGGGCCUUCUGACAAUAUUGGCGAUGAUGUGCCUGGUCAAGCCCCAGACGCCGUUGCUGCCACACGAGCAGGUCGCCCUGUGGAUGAUGAUGCUGUCGCAUAUGACUAUUUGCUUGAGGUCCAGAGUGAACGCGGCACAGGCUUGGUCAACGACAAGCUGGCAAAUUUGCAGAGCAGGAUUGCCACUGAUGCCCCCGAUGAUCCGGUACGAACCGACGAGAUCAAUAACAACUUUGUCUUCGGCUCGACAGUUCCCCUCGUGCCAGUAAAAUUAGGCGAUGAAGCCCCGCAGCCAUUCGAGUUCGAUGAUGUGUUCAACUUUGCUCUGGACCAUGGACAAUUUCCACCUUUAUUGUCGCAAGCUGGCGUGACGCUAAGUGACACCAGGGGCUUCAGAGAAGCUCUGACAUCGAACGGUGCGACACAGCCAACUCUGAAGUGGUCAUGGUCAGGAGAUCAGAAGGUGGCAUUUACAGACUGGAGCUACAAGAAGAAGGACACCAGUGCCAUGUCACCGAAAGCACAUUACACCGAAUUGACGAUGGCUCUGUUCAAGGCCAAAGGCGUGGAUACUUCAAAGAUAGAUGCGAUCGCCCAAACAAGAAUCGCCAACACAUCAACUGAGAAGACGAUUGACUCGAUAUUCGAAAGCUUUGGUAUGCCGAGGAAGUUCGGAAAUCCAAACAACAACGUGGUCGUCCUCCGGCGAUCAGACACCGACCCAGCCAAAAAAGAAGCGUUCGAUGCCUAUUUCAGGACUGCGAAUGGGAAAGGGACCGUGAACCUGUUGGCCUUCCAUGCCAAUGACUGGGGCUCCAGAAGCCCCGACAUUCUGUUCUGCAAAGAGCUGGCUUCGGUAGUGCAAGCUAUAACUCGGUUGUCACCCUUGCAUAGAGGCGCACAGUUCUUGACGUUGGCUAAUGUACCGAAACUGGCAGCACGAGCUGGAGGUGAAACGGUAGGGUGGGGGGAUCGUUUGCGUAAUCUUUUGUCUGUGCUUUAUUCGGUUAUGAAUCCAUACUGUCCAUAUAGUGCGUGA